Funneliformis caledonium is the source of this 263-nucleotide messenger RNA. The record is from the annotation of a GenBank genome assembly. Lineage: Eukaryota; Fungi; Glomeromycota; Glomeromycetes; Glomerales; Glomeraceae.
AUUUAAGGAAAAAUUUGUUUGCCAAUGUUGUCUUAUCCGGUGGUUCGACACUUUAUAAAGAUUUCGGUACUAGGUUGUUGAGUGAAAUAAGGAAAUUGGCAGUCAAGGAUAUUAAGAUUAAGAUUUUUGCACCAUCAGAAAGGAAAUAUAGUACAUGGAUUGGUAGUUCUAUAUUGGCAGCCUUGAACGAUUAUUCUAUUGAAGACGUUCUUAAAGUUGAUGAAAAUGAGAUUAUUGGCAAACCAUUAUUGGUUUUUGACUAA